AGCUCUGAGUGUGAACUGAGCCUCUCAGGUUAUUUUGGGGGUCAGCUGUCGUUUGUCCCGUCAGCAUGACCCUCCUCCUCCUCCUCCUCUUCCUCCUCCUCCUCUUUCCUUCCUCUGCCUUGCUCUGUCUCUUCUUCACCUCCUCUCCUUUACUCCACUGAUCCUGAACACUGAGGAUGGAGACGUCGGUGAAAACAGCAAAGGUGCUGGUGCCCCCCCAGCCUGACGUGGCUUCCUUGAACAACGAGAACACAGAAGGCGAGGCGGCGAGGCCUGCUGCCCGCGGCUCCUCCUCUGACCUCUGUGACCCCAUGCUGGAGUUCAGCAGACGGCUGGAGGACAUCCUCAGCACCCACGGCUCAGCAGCCAGCCUCCUGGACAAACAGAGUGUGGUAGAGGCAGAGAUGGAGAAGAUGAAGGAGGAGGCAAAAGAUGACGUCACAGUUACCACGGAGACAGACGUCUCUCUUGUCAUGCAGAGUCUGAAGAACCUGAAACUGGAAGAUGUGAUGAGGAAAUAUGCUGAGCUGGCGGCCCUGCGGUGCUGUGAUGAGAAGAAGCUGUGUGUUCUGCAGCAGAAGUUGUCCGUCCUGCUGGAGGACAGGCAGCAGCUGCAGGCCGAGCGUCGCAGCAGCGUCGCAGCUCGCAGCAAACUGGAGAGUCUGUGCUGGGAGCUGCAGUCUCACUACAGCACACUGAGGGAGGAGACCCUCCAGCGCUGCAGGGAGGAUGAGGAGAAGAGGAAGGAGAUCACCAGCCACUUCCAGAAGACGCUGACAGAAAUCCAGGCUCAGAUCGAGCAGCACAGCACCCGGAACGACAAGCUGUGCAGUGAAAACGCCAACCUGACCGACAAACUGGAGAGCCUCAUGAACCAGUGUGAGCUGAGGGAGGAGAGUUUGGAGAAGAUCAACAAGCACCGCGACCUGCAACACAAACUGACUGAAGCCAAACUGCAGCAGGCCAACGCUCUGCUGGCUGAGGCCGAGGAGAAACACAAGAGAGAGAAGGAAUAUUUACUGAUUCAGGCUGCUGAGUGGAAACUGCAGGCUCAGACACUCAGAGAGCAGGGGACUGUCAUGCAGGCGCAGCUGACCCUCUAUGCCCAGAAGUUCGAUGAGUUUCAGGCGACACUGGCCAAAAGCAAUGAAAUCUACGUCCGCUUUAAAAAGGAGAUGGAUAAUAUGUCAGCCAAGAUGAAGAAAGUGGAGAAAGAGUCGAACCUGUGGAAGACAAGGUUUGAAAACUGCAACAAGGCUUUGACUGACAUGAUUGAAGAGAGAACAGAGAAAGGCAGAGAGUACGAACUGUUUGUCCUGAAGAUUCAUAAGCUGGAGAAGCUGUGUCAUGUCCUGCAGGAUGAGAGGAAAAUCCUCUAUGCCAAGAUCAAAGAAGUUCGCCGAACUAACUCAAUCGUCCCAUUAAACGUCUUCGGCAGCUCUGACUUCUGUGAUGUCCCUGGCUCAGAGGAUGCUGACAAAUCUGCCCCCCUGAAGCCUGUGGAGGUCCAGGAGCUGGAGAAAGAGGACCCGGUCCUGACAGAGGACAUGGCUCGUCUAAGGGAGGAGCAGGCCAGGCUGCAGGAGUUCGCCGAUUCCCUUUUGACCACACCUGUCGAUGACGAUGACGAAGACAACAAUGGUGACGCAGACCUCGAAGAAGACGCGGUGGCUUCUGCGUUUGUCCACUUCAAAGCCGGACCUCAGGUCAAGAAGGAGCCUGUUUCAGUCCCUGAGCAGGUGGUAGGUGUAAAAUCAGAGGUGGCAGAAACCGAUCUCCCACAGCCAGAUAAAGUUGAGGAGGUUCAAAAGCCAGAAGCUCCCAAAACUGAGGAGAAGACUUCUGAAAUGAUACCAGCAGACCCACAACCAGAAGCAGUAAAAGUCCAAACACAAGCUGAGGUCAAAGAGGUGCAACAGGUCAAAGCAGAGGGAGGGAUCCAGCAGCUGCCUUCUGAACAGGAACCAACACCAAAAGCAGAGAAAGUUGAGAUUGAUCCACCGACUGAAAUCUUGAAGGAGCCUAGUGAGGUCAAACCAGUGGUCCCAGCAGAAGAUGAGAAGUUCAAGCAGCAGCAGCAGCAGCCGGCUGAACCAGUGCAGGCAUCUGAAGAAGCACCAGAAACCUCAGCUCCACCCUCUGAAAACACACCAAAAACAGCUGAACCCUCCAAUGCCGACUCCUUAAAGAAGCAGGCACCAAAGAAAAAGAAGAAGAAGGGCGGCAAGAAUUCCAGCUAAAGUUUAGGCUAUGCAGGUGUGUGUGUGUGUGUGGUGUUAUUUUGGGAUAGUGUGUGUGGGUAACUGAAAUUAUUUGGUGCCUUAGCGCCUUUUGUAAAGGUUCAAAUCUUUAGUUUGUCCCAACUGGUGUAGUGGAUGUGUUCUCCCACCAUUUUCUGAAGUUUCAGUAUCACCAGAUGAGGACAGACAAAUAAACUGACUGUAUUUUACAGUUUCAUUGUCUGAAUAAAGACUUAGUUUGGCCUGUCUGGUGGGGGUUGAAAGGUCAUACUGACAGGAAUGUUCAGCACUAACAAAACUGCCUUAAAGAGUAGGCCUAAAUGUUUUUGUCCCAUGUCAAGAAAAAUGUCAAAACAAAAUCAUAAGCUGGUAUCUAUGCCAAUCAACAGGCUGUGUCUCUUUUAAACUAAAAAUCACAAAGCAUUACCAAAACUCCAAUAAAGUGAUUCUUUGACAAUUUGA
Messenger RNA from Seriola aureovittata, 2702 nucleotides. It is a transcript of the gene txlnba, whose product is annotated as taxilin beta a. The transcript has 11 exons. Bases 177 to 2240 code for a protein of 687 amino acids. Gene Ontology annotation, molecular function: syntaxin binding. Lineage: Eukaryota; Metazoa; Chordata; Actinopteri; Carangiformes; Carangidae. The record is from RefSeq and is a predicted model, not a curated record.